Messenger RNA from Pyrus x bretschneideri (Chinese white pear), 1628 nucleotides. RefSeq names its product transcription factor UNE12-like. The transcript is spliced from 7 exons. Gene Ontology annotation, cellular component: nucleus. Gene Ontology annotation, biological process: regulation of transcription by RNA polymerase II. The coding region runs from base 609 to 1613 and encodes 334 amino acids. Gene Ontology annotation, molecular function: DNA-binding transcription factor activity, RNA polymerase II-specific; RNA polymerase II cis-regulatory region sequence-specific DNA binding; protein dimerization activity. NCBI's taxonomy places the organism in Eukaryota, Viridiplantae, Streptophyta, Magnoliopsida, Rosales, Rosaceae. The record is from RefSeq and is a predicted model, not a curated record.
AUUUUCUUGAAGAAAAACAUCCUGUCUUGUAAGCGCGUGGGACUAUAGAAACUGUAGUCCCACGAAGACUGCAAAUUUUGCUUCUCUCUCUCUCUCCUCCUUUUCUCUCUCUCUCUAGAAGUUGGAAACCAUAAAUCACACGCACACACAAACCCAAGUCGGAGUGUUCAGAGCCCAAAAGCAAAGCAAUUCAGAAAGCCGAAGACAGAAGGUUUUCAGAAGAGCAGCUCUCUCUCUGUCUCUCUGUCUCUCUCUCUAAAAACUAACCAGAAAACUCCAACAAAAACCCAUCACACUGGGAUUCUGGAAAAACCAGCUCGAAAUCCCCGAAUACCAUUUCCGGGUUAUCGGGUCUGACACCCAUUUCACCAACACAAAACCCCACUUCUCAAAUUCCCUCCCACUUCCCAAUACACAGACACACUCUGUUUCUCUCUCUCUCUCUCUCUCUCCGUGACUCGCUCUCUAAAAAGAGCAUCAAGAACCCAUCUUUACUUGUUUACCCACCAAACCCUUCGUUUUCUUACUGUAAAUUGCAAAACCCUUCUGAGCAGUUGCAGUUACAAAUUAGUAACCGGUGGAGUUUGGUCAGUACAAGUGAAAGUAAUAUGGCGGGAAAUCCGCCAGAAGGACUUGGAGACGAUUUCUUUGAGCAGAUCCUAGCUGUGCCGCCGUCGUAUAGUGCUGGUGGUGGUGGUGGUGAGUCAGCUGGUGGUGGCUACGGAGGAGAAGUGGGGUCCAUGCCCAUGGCGCUGCAGCUGGGUUCUGCUGGGUCCUCGGGUGGUGGUGCUGGGUACAGAGGAGGAGGAGGAGUUGGGAUGGGGCUGGGUAUGCCGUUGGGUUUGAACUUGGAGCAGCGUGGGUUUCUUGGGCAAGACAACAGGUUCAGAGAUGAAGUUGUUGAAGCCAAUAAUACUAACAACACAAACACUUCCAAUGUCUCUGCUUCAAUUAACGAAAGAGAUUCGGUUCAUAUGUCAAGUUUGUUUCCAGCAUUUGGACAUUUGCAAAAUCACUCAUCACUCCGGCCAACGCCACGCCCUCCGCAACCUCCUCACCAGUUUCAUAGCCAACCACCACCAGGGCCGGCUAAUGCGGUCCAUCACUCUCCUGCCAUCCGCCCAAGGGUUCGAGCAAGGCGAGGCCAAGCAACAGAUCCCCACAGUAUUGCUGAACGGUUACGUCGGGAAAGAAUUGCAGAAAGAAUGAAGGCUUUGCAGGAAUUGGUACCCAGUUGUAACAAGACAGAUAGGGCAGCUAUGCUUGACGAAAUUGUGGAUUAUGUAAAAUUUCUAAGGCUCCAAGUCAAGGUUUUGAGCAUGAGUCGACUCGGGGGAGCAGGUGCAGUGGCUCAGCUUGUUGCUGACGUACCCCUAUCAGCAGGGGAGGGCAUGGAAGGAGGAACCAAUCAACAAGCAUGGGAGAAGUGGUCGAACGAUGGCACAGAACAGCAAGUUGCUAAGCUGAUGGAAGAAGAUGUAGGAGCUGCCAUGCAGUUCCUCCAGUCCAAGGCACUCUGCAUCAUGCCCAUAUCCCUCGCCCCAGCAAUCUUCCGGACCCAUCAACCUGACGCAACGACAAUGGUGAAGCCGGAAUCAAACUCCUCCUCAUAAGCCUAUCCAACAAAG